Messenger RNA from Plasmopara halstedii, 1311 nucleotides. RefSeq lists its product as uncharacterized. Lineage: Eukaryota; Oomycota; Peronosporomycetes; Peronosporales; Peronosporaceae. The transcript is spliced from 2 exons. The coding region runs from base 1 to 1311 and encodes 436 amino acids. The record is from RefSeq and is a predicted model, not a curated record.
AUGUCGAUUCGCUUGCCGCCACUUGUGCCGCCGCCUGCGCCGCACUACUUGUCAAAUAGUACAUGUCUGUAUACAACAGACUUGUUGCGUGUAUCCUCGUCACAAAAACCGUCCAGGGGAACGCUUGAGCAUGUUACGAGGCCCAACAACUUGCCAAUACGGCAGAGCUUGACGCUGGACGACGUAGAGCGUCGCAUUCUGCAGCUGACGCCCAGUUUAUCAGAUGACACGAAGCGUCUCAUGGCAAAAGCCGAGUUUAGACGUCUUAAGCACUGCGAGACAGUGCGCCAGUCUCGCGUACGAAAAAAGAAUGAACGCAAAAGCUUGCGUCAGGUUAAUGCUGAGCUUGAACAGAAGCUCAAUAACGUGCUAGCGGUCUACAGAAGAAAACACGACUGGAUGCACUUUGACGAGCGCAGUGAACGUGACGUAUUAUUUAAGAAGUUUGUACACUCCAUUUAUGAAGUCCGUGGGCUUCGAAGAGAAAAUGCAGACCUAAAAGACCAAAUUUUUCUCAGCUAUGCUCUGAAUGAGCACUUGCAGCGUCUACAGGACGAUUUUCAGAUCCCCAAUCAAAUUGCUACGCGGACUUCCAUUGAAACAGUUCAUUUUCAAGAACUCACUGAGGCCCAAGCUCGAGACAUAAUGAUCGAGUCUCAUAAACAUGCAACAUCUUUUUUCGAGGCAAUGCAUGAGGUCGAAACGAAAGAAGAGGAAAAGACGAUGGGUUGGACGCAACACCAACGAAUAACAGCUGAUGGACGCGUGCAAUUCAAUUUUACAAAGCGAAUUGACACAAUUGGUACCGAGGAACUUGUCGAAAGAAGCUGGGAGAUGUAUCGCGACUUCAAUUUGUAUCACGGCAUUUAUUCGUCCGUUCAAAAACUCGAGAUCUUACAGAAAAUUAACGAAAAUACGCUACUUAUUCGAAGAGAUUUACAGGAAGGGAGCACAGCACCAGUUUUUCGUACUGUUUUUCUUCUUUUUCGCAUUCGACUGACUAGUGGCUAUCUCAUUUGCUUUCGGUCGCACAAUCCCAGUGUCUGUGUCGAGGAUGACGACGAUCCAAAUGUGCAAUGGAUGGAAAUAUUCUAUUGGCUCAUGGUUACGGAUCCACCAGUAGAGAAGAUACAACAGCGAUUAAUUGGUCCUUCGAGACCGUUGGUAAACGAAUGUGACGUUACAUUUGGGGGCAAUUUGCUUAAUAGUCGAAGUGCUCAACAUGCUACAAUUUGGAAGUAUCAGAUCGCAAUGGCGCUGCUGAGAUGGGAAAGCAACGCUGCCGCGCCUUUGUUUGCGCUAUUCGGAUAG